ACUUCCUUGAUUGGUAUUUUAGGCUCCUGGUAUUAACGUUGAAGCUUCCUGUAAUAUCAGAGGAAGCUCAUGGAGAAACUACCCUUACUGCUCAAGCCACCAAGGCCAAACAUGUAUAAAACAGCUGCAGAGUUAUGGAGGAUUGAGUUGUAGCGUAUGUUUGAUAUCAAUAUGUCUAAUAGCAAUUCUAGGGUAUUGGAGUCACCAGAAACUGAGCGUGGAGAUGACUCCAAUUUCGAGCUCCCAGAGGACUACUUGAUGUCGGAUGGCUGGUUGGAGGAUUAUCAGCCAGCUGUUAUUAAUUCCGGAUUCACCGGGAAUCCUGUUAAUCAAGAAAAUACAGUUAAUGAGACUGGUGGGAUUAGCAGCCUCCACGAAGGACCAAAUAACAGAGAAAGUGAAGGUAGAAGGGUGGAGGGGAAAGUAAGAGAAAGACUUGCAUUUCGAACACGGUCAGAGGUUGAAGUACUGGAGGAUGGGUACAAGUGGAGGAAAUAUGGAAAGAAGAAGGUGAAGAACAGUCCAAAUCCAAGGAAGUAUUAUGGAUGUUCUGUAGAAGGGUGUCCUGUGAAGAAGAGAGUUGAAAGAGAUAGAGAGGAUCCAUCUUAUGUGAUUACAACUUAUGAGGGGGUCCAUAACCACAACUCUCCUCAGUGUUUAAUGUUUCCUCAGGUUCCUACCGCUACCACUAAAGUAACAAUAGUGAAUCCAUCUGAUUCCCGAAAAAUGGUGGAGCAGUUUAAUGGACAGCAGCUUGAAAGUGACAUAACUGAGGAACUCGGCAUGCCAGUAUACAUAGAAACAAAGGAUGAAUCGCUAUUUAGUGUUGAAAGAUGCACCAAUAUGAGCUCCAGUCAAGGUGGAGUGCUGACAGAGAUACCAGAAGGAGACGAAUGGAUUGCUCCAAAUAUCUGUGCAAUUGUUUGUAAACCUGUUCUCCCAGAAUCUCCAAACUGCCCAUUUCUGGUUGCUCUGUCCUUGGAAGGAAGCAAAGCUCUUAUGGCUAUCCCUUCGUCGUUCUUUGAGCACAUGCCUGUCCUUACACGCUUGAAUUUGUCUCAUACUAGUAUCAGAUCUUUGCCUGUGUCUCUUUUCAAGUUGGUUUCACUUAAAGAACUCAGUCUAAGGCACUGCAAACUCUUCAUGGAAUUGUCACCACAAGUUGGACAACUUUAUAAUCUUGUUUUGCUAGAUCUUGAUGAGACUCAGAUUGCGGAAUUGCCAAAGGAGAUUGGAAAACUUUCUAAUCUAGAAAUUUUGAGAUUAUCCCUUGAUGGAUACAUGAAUUGUGGAAAGCAGUCGCAGGAAAAUGUAUUAAUUCAUCCUGGGACCAUUAAAAGGCUUUCGCAGUUGAUGGAAUUAAAAAUUGAUGUGAAUCCAGAGAAUGACGACUGGAAUGCAGUUGAGGAAGUUGUUGUAGAGGAAAUCUGUAGCCUGGAAAGAUUGAAGUGUCUCAUAUUAUACCUGCCAAAUAUUCAGAUUUUGGGAAAACGCAGAACAGGUGGCUCAUCACUGGAUUAUUAUCCCUUGUGGAGAUUCAGGUUUACUGUUGGGCAGCAUAGACAGCGUAUCAUCUCUCGAGUGCCUAAAAAAGUUGAAGCUCACUUUCAAGAGUGGGACAAAUGCUUGAAAUUUGUAAAGGGCAAUGAUAUCUCAAGUGGGAUGAAAAGGGUAGCUGGAUACACUCAAGCAUUCUACCUUGAAUGUCAUUUCACUGCUAGAAGCUUGUGUGAUUUUGGGAUUGAGAAUAUUGAAAAACUAGAGUUCUGCUUAUUGGCAGAAUGUAAUGAAAUCCAGACAAUCAUUGAUGGUGAAAAGCCUUAUGAAGAAGAACAAAUCAAUAUGGUUGAAGAUGAGGCAACCAAUUAUGAGUCCAAAGGUGGUUCAUUUUCUUCUCAACAACUUAUACUUUUGAAUCUACAGUACUUGUAUAUCUAUUACCUGAAGAAUUUAGUAAGCAUUUGGAGAACCCCCACAUAUGAUAAGCGGUGUCUAUCUGGCUUAAAGGUCCUAGAACUCCAUGUGUGCCCCAAAUUGAGUGUCAUUUUCACACUAGCUUUGCUUACUAGUCUUGGCAAGUUGGAGGUGCUUGUUGUUGAAGACUGCCCUGAAUUGACGAGUGUUGUAAGCCCAACAAGCAAUGCAUCCUUUAAGUCUGCAAAAGAUUGUUUUCUACCUAGCUUGAAGAUGGUGUUACUUCUUUUCCUUCCAAAAUUGGAAAGCAUUUCUAGUGACUUUCUCAUUGCACCAAAACUGGAAAAAAUAGGCUUUUAUGAUUGUCCAGAGCUUAAGGGUCUUUCCAAAAGGGAAAUGUCAAGUAAAAAUUUGACAUUGAUCAAAGGAGAAAGAGAGUGGUGGGAAGCAUUGGAGUGGGAUGAGUCAGAUUGGGAGUGUCGGCCUGAUUAUCUCCAUAGCAUUUUCUCCCCAAUUGAUGAAGAUGAUGAUGUGAUGACACAAAUGGAAGAGAUGUGCGAGUCAUUCAAGCAAUACAACAAGAAUGGCCAUUCCAAACCCUGGAUCCAGAUGCAGAAGCAUGACAUUGGUGCUGUUGGUUGCUCAGAUCUCAGAUUAAGUCACAGAGGCGGUGCUGAAUUUAAGUCUCUGAAUUUGGCUGAUAGUUUGUUUUCUGUUAAGCAGUGUUUAACCUUGCAAUUAGCAUGUCUUUGGAAAUUAUGGGAUCUAAGCCUACUGCUUGAUAUUGAGGGCAUAUUUUUAAGAGAUGUUUCUUAAUGUAGACUCUAUGUCACGAGGAUUAGCAAGACAGGCUAUAUAUUGCUGUAUAAAUAUUUUUACUUAAUUUCCUCAAUUUAGCCACCUUUCAUGCUCUAUAUUUUGAAAGAUUUCAUGUGGAAUGACUUUUAGUGGUUUGUUUAUACUAAAAGAAAAUUAUUUGUGAAAUUAGGAUACAGGACUUUUAAUAUAAGAUUUAUAUCUAA
Molecule: messenger RNA, 2936 nt
Organism: Rubroshorea leprosula
Lineage: Eukaryota; Viridiplantae; Streptophyta; Magnoliopsida; Malvales; Dipterocarpaceae
Source: the annotation of a GenBank genome assembly